CAAAUCUCUGUCGGGUGCUGACAUGAUUUUUCAGACAACAACGUAGCAGCAGCUACUCACAGUCAUAGUCACAGAAGAACUCUUCCUGCACUAGUCGAAAGCCGUGUUGCCAACAUGGCCGUGUUGCCAAUGCCAAUGCUCCUCCUCCUACUCUUUCUCCGCGCUUCAGCUGCCAAGAACUCCGACUCAAACCCAUACAUCGUGCACAUGGACGUGAACAAGAUUCGAUCUCUGGACCCCGCUCCCGGACCUCCCAACACAUUGUAUCACUCCCUCCUCCGAUCCGUCGCCGCCGAUAACCGCCGGCUGCCGGCCGAACCUCCCGAGCUUCUUUACGUCUACGAAAAUGCCUUCACCGGCUUCUCCGCAAAACUCUCCGAUCAAAACCUCCAACGCCUUAAAACCGUCGAUGGCUUUCUCUCGGCCACUGAGGACGAACUCCUCACCCUACACACGACCCAUUCGCCGCGUUUCCUCGGGCUACAAAAAGGCCGGGGCUUGUGGGAGCCGGAGAAUCUCGCUUCCGACGUCAUUAUCGGCGUCGUCGACACCGGGAUAUGGCCCGAGCACCCGAGCUUCGGAGCGUCGGGUGCCCCGCCGCACGACCCUUCCCGAUGGAAAGGCAAAUGUCAGCGCGGCGCGAAUUUUACGUGUAACCAGAAGCUCGUCGGCGCGAGGGCCUUCUUCAAAGGGUACGAGUCGAUAGCCGGACGGAUAAACGAGACGUUGGAUUACAGAUCGCCCCGGGACUCUUCCGGGCACGGGACGCACACGGCCUCGACGGCCGGGGGCAAUUUCGUGAGCGGCGCGAAUCUUUUUGAUCUGGCGAAAGGAUCGGCAGCCGGAAUGAGGCCUACGGCGAGGAUCGCCGCGUACAAGGCUUGUUACCGGUUGGGCUGCGCGAGCUCCGACAUAUUGGCUGCCGUCGACCGCGCCGUCAAGGACGGCGUCGAUGUCCUGUCCCUAUCCUUAGGCGGCACGGCGAAAUCGUUUGACGCGGAUAAAUUGGCGAUCGCGGCAUUUGGCGCGGUUAAAAGGGGCAUCUUCGUCACGUUCUCUGCCGGGAACUCCGGCCCGACCGAAUCGACUGUCACGAACAUCGCGCCGUGGAUGAUGACGGUCGCUGCGAGCUAUACGGACCGGACUUUUCCGGCCGAAAUCCGGCUCGGAAAUGGCCAGUCUUUCGUCGGUGCGUCGUUGUACGUUGGCCGGCCGACUAGGCCGCUUCUAUUGGCGUACGCCGAGGGCGGCACCGCCGCCGCCCGUUUCUGUGUCGGAAACUCGCUGUCGCCGGAAUUAGUCAGGGGUAAGAUUGUCAUUUGCGACAGGGGAAUUAACGGCAGGGUAGCGAAGGGGGAGGAAGUGAAGAAAGCCGGCGGCGCCGCCAUGAUCCUGGCGAACAAUGACAACCAAGGCGACGAGCUAUUUGCCGAUCCGCAUGUCCUCCCGGCGGCGGCGAUCGGCGCCACGGCAGCCAGGGCACUCAAACUAUACUUAAACCAGACAGCCAACGCCACCGCCGGAAUAAAGUUCGACGGAACAGUGUACAACAAUCCGGCGCCGGUCGUGGCGGCGUUUUCAUCGCGCGGCCCGAGCCGGAUCGCUCCGGAGAUCAUCAAGCCGGACGUCACGGCGCCGGGGGUGAACAUACUGGCAGCAUGGCCGCCGAACAUCAGCCCGUCGGAGAUCCCGACGGACAAAAGACGCGGACUUUUCAACAUCGUCUCCGGCACCUCCAUGUCGUGCCCCCACGUCAGCGGCCUGGCGGCGCUGCUCAGGUCACGCCACAAGAACUGGUCGCCGGCGGCGAUCAAGUCCGCCCUAAUGACAACAGCUUACACCAAGGAUUCAAAAAACUCCCCCAUACCCGACGCCGCCGGGCCCAAAUCUGCGACCCCAUUCUCAAUCGGGUCGGGGCAUGUGGAUCCGGAAAAGGCGUCGGAUCCGGGUCUGGUGUACGACAUAGACGGGUCGGAUUAUCUUCUCUACCUGUGCAGCCUGAGCUACAAUUCAUCGCAGAUUGCGCUGUUCGCCGGCGGGAAUUUCGCCUGCCCUAAGGGCUCCGAUCUUCAGCCCGGCGAUUUGAACUACCCGUCGUUCGCUGUCGUGUUUAAUGCGAGCAAACCGAAUUCUGUAAAAACGUACAGAAGAACAGUGACGAACGUGGGGAUUCCUGUGAGCAGUUAUGCAGUGAAAGUGGAGGAACCUGAAGGAGUGUCGAUCGAAGUUAAGCCUGCAGUUCUUAAAUUCAGGAAAUUGGGAGAGAAGCUGAGCUAUGGUGUGAGGUUUGAUGCGCGGACCGGGGUUGUUUCGAGCAAAUUUUCAUUCGGUUCGAUAGUUUGGGUUUCGGAGCAUCACUCUGUAAGGAGCCCCGUUGCAGUGAGUUGGGUGAACCAGUGAGAGAGAGAGAGAGAGGAUUAGGGUUUCCAAUUUGAACGGUUACAUGUUAUUGAUUCUGCAGUUUCAGGAAUCUUCCAUUAUUUGCACUUUAUUUAUCGGGUUGGGAUUAGGUGCAUGAUGCUCGUUUAACCAUGUUAUUACAAUUUUUAAUGCUUAAGGCUUGUAUUA
Molecule: messenger RNA, 2568 nt
Organism: Andrographis paniculata
Lineage: Eukaryota; Viridiplantae; Streptophyta; Magnoliopsida; Lamiales; Acanthaceae
Product: subtilisin-like protease SBT1.1
Exons: 1
Coding region: 115-2400 (761 amino acids)
Biological process (GO): proteolysis
Molecular function (GO): serine-type endopeptidase activity
Source: RefSeq, a predicted model, not a curated record